CAUAACCAUAUUUCAAAAUGCCCCACAUUUCCUCAUCUCUUCUAUCCUCUAUCCUUCCAAUUACUUCCACUUGAUCAUAUUUUUAUUCCUUUAUUUUCUUCUUCUUUUCUCAAUAAACCCAUAAACAAACAUAAUUCCUCUUUUUUUUCAUAUUUAUUUUCCAUAAAUUUAUAUACUUUUUAAAACCCUUUUUAAAUUUCCAUGGCAAUAUUAGAAUUUUCUACUUUUUAUAAAAAUCAACUUAAUCAUAAACCAUGCCAAAUUCCUUCAUAUUUAUCUUCAAGUUUUUCUCAUAGUAGGAAAUUGAAUCUUAAGUUACUUCCUAAUGUUUCUAGGGCUAAAAUUACUUCUGGGAUUUGCUGUUCUAUUGCUCCCAAUGAAAUUCAAAAUCCUGUUGUUACUCCAACUGACAGUACCAAAAGUAAGCCUGAAUGCUAUGGAGUUUUUUGCUGGACUUAUGAUUUAAAAGCAGAGGAGAAGACCAAAUCAUGGAAAAAGAUGACAACCGUUGCUGUUUCAGGUGCAGCUGGGAUGAUAUCAAACCAUCUGUUGUUCAAAAUUGCUUCAGGUGAAGUUUUUGGGCCCGAUCAACCAAUUUGUCUGAAACUACUUGGCUCCGAAAGGUCAUUUCAAGCUCUAGAAGGAGUAGCUAUGGAACUUGAGGACUCAUUAUAUCCACUGUUGAGAGAAGUUAGCAUCGGCAUUGAUCCUUACGAAGUAUUUGAAGAUGCUGAAUGGGUCCUUCUAAUCGGGGCUAAGCCUCGUGGGCCUGGUAUGGAACGAGCUGCCUUAUUGGACAUAAAUGGAAGGAUAUAUGCUGAACAAGGAAAAGCACUGAAUGCCGUGGCCUCACGCAACGUCAAAGUCAUUGUGGUCGGAAAUCCUUGCAACACCAAUGCGCUGAUCUGCUUGAAAAAUGCACCGGAUAUACCCGCCAAGAAUUUCCACGCAUUGACUAGAUUAGAUGAGAACCGAGCUAAGUGUCAGCUGGCUCUAAAAGCAGGUGUGUUCUAUGACAAGGUAUCUAAUAUGACCAUUUGGGGAAACCACUCAACCACUCAGGUUCCAGAUUUCCUAAAUGCUAAAAUUGAUGGGAAACCUGUCAAAGAGGUCAUUAAGGACCAAAGGUGGUUAGAAGAGGAAUUCACCGAGAAGAUUCAAAAGAGAGGAGGAACACUAAUUCAGAAAUGGGGUAGAUCUUCUGCAGCAUCAACUGCUGUAUCAAUUGCUGAUGCCAUAAAAUCUCUUAUCACCCCAACUCCACCGGGCGACUGGUUUUCUUCUGCGGUGUAUACAAAUGGCAAUCCAUAUGGUAUCGCUGAGGAUAUUGUUUUCAGUAUGCCGUGCAGAUCAAAGGGUGAUGGUGAUUACGAGCUUGUCGAGGAAGUGAUCUUCGAUGAUUAUCUUCGCAAGCGAAUCAAAAAGACCGAAGAGGAGUUAUUAGCAGAAAAACGAUGCACGGCACACCUUAUCGGAGAGGGUAUUGCUGUUUGUGAUCUGCCCGCCGGCGACACAAUGCUUCCAGGAGAAAUGUAGAUUUAGUGUAUUUUGAUACCCACCAAUCCAUAUCUACUCGGUGAAAACUUGUUUACUUCCAUAUGUAUAAUUGACCUUAGUAGAGAAUUUUUUAUUAUGCUAUAAUGCAAUAUUUUAUUUAAAUACUAUUUGGACCUUUGAUUGAGGAAUAAUAUGAUGAUUAGAAAGUUAUUUACUCUCUAAA
Molecule: messenger RNA, 1720 nt
Organism: Amaranthus tricolor (Joseph's coat)
Lineage: Eukaryota; Viridiplantae; Streptophyta; Magnoliopsida; Caryophyllales; Amaranthaceae
Product: malate dehydrogenase [NADP], chloroplastic
Exons: 14
Coding region: 202-1536 (444 amino acids)
Biological process (GO): malate metabolic process; oxaloacetate metabolic process; tricarboxylic acid cycle
Molecular function (GO): L-malate dehydrogenase (NADP+) activity; L-malate dehydrogenase (NAD+) activity
Source: RefSeq, a predicted model, not a curated record